AACGUGCACAUUUUUAGGCAUUACUAGUUAACUAGUAAGCCAAAACAUGUUCCACUAGUGAACUAGUUGCACUUUUGGCAUUACUAGUGGGCUUAAAACAGCCUGAUAUCAAGGAUAUCUAUUUUAUACUGGAUUGGCUUGCCAUAGGGGUCUGCGGUCUAAGCAUCCUGCUGCCUCAGGGGUCUGCAGCCUUCAACACUUUAAGAGCCAUUCGGGUCAAUUUCUCACUGACAACAUCCUAAAACUGAGCCGCAAAGUCUUAUUCAAUUUUCAAGACAAUAAGACACUGAUUUUUUUAUUAUUAUUAUUAUAAAUGUUACUAUUAUAAUAACUACAAACCUUUCUUGGUAAAAUCAAAUGAAGAUUUGAUUAUCAAAGCUUACAAUAGUUUAUAAUUUUUUUCAGAUAUUUCAUAUGACUUCCUUUCAAAAUGGGACAUCCUGUGUCACAAAGGCUCAUCUCAAUGCAGCAAAUCAUUAGAUUUUCAAUUUUCAGACAAACAUUUGCAAAUCUAAAACAAAAUCAAGGCUAGUUCAGUGACAUUUCUUUUUACAAAUACUUAAAAUCCUUGAAUUUGUUUCAAAAUAGAAAAUUUGGCACUCAAAAAUUUGUCACAAAGCGAUACGUAUAAUGCCCUUCAACUGUUUGUUGUUUGUAAACGAGUUGAAUCAAGUUUUAUUUUAUUUAUUUAUUUAUCUUACUUUAAUAGUUACUUAAUUUUUACAGUUAUACUUUUUAAAUGUUUUUUUUUAUUAUUUAACCAGAGAGCCACAAUGGAGGGGUCAAAGAGCCACAUGGGGCUCCAGAGCCGCAGGUUGCAGACCCUCGGGCUACCUUCAUCUGUGUGGUAAAAGCUUGAAGCAUAAGCAUUUUUUUUCCCUGGAAAAUUGUUAAGGCCCUGAAUAAUUCAGACUAUUAGGAGUACAUAAAUGGUGGAAAUGCUUUGCAAACAAAAUGCAUUAAAAAAAAGAAAAAAGGGGAACAUGAUAUUAUCAAGUUUCUCUUUAUUUUGUGAAAUCUUUUUCAGAGCAUGAGCUCUAAACAAUUCUAUAACUGCAGAGAUUUAUAACACGGGAGAAUAAUAUAAUACAUUAUCAUAGUUUUUUUGUCAAAGGUAGCACCACUAAAAUAAAAUAGAGAUGACUUUAAAUCCUUGCUGAUUGCUAACCUUUUGUAUUCGUUCUUCAAAUGUAAAGUAAGUUGAUAUAACUGGAGGAUGGUUCUGACCCUUUCCUGUUUGGAGAAUGUAGUGUUUGCCUGCUGCAAUGACACCAUGGCAACCGCUGGACGCAUGUCAGUCACCCAUGACCCCACGCAGAGCUGACUGCAUGUGUUUCAGCGCCUGGUGUUUCAGAGCUGCUUCAAUAUGAGUGGAAGAAUGAGGCCGAACGCAGAUCCAGCGUCGGAGGGGCAGCGAGGACAGAGGAUGAUUUUCACAGGUCCAGACGGGAUUGGAGACUACAGGCCAAAGCUGAUUGAUUAUCCUCACCACAUUGGUGUGGGCACUGCAUCCCGUGAGGCUACAGGUGACCUGGGUUAUCUGUGGCGGGCUGCGCCGCAUGCUCCUCCCACCGUGGCCCGGCACAGCUACGUGGGAGAGGUGGGCUGGGGGUGGCAGUACAACCAGCAGCUGAACCAAAGCACGCUGCUCAGCAACAUGCAGAUCAAGAAAACAGAGCUGCGUGCAUCCAUUGAGGUAUCCGCCUCCCAGAAGUUUUAACCAGGAAGACAGAAUUAGCUUCACUUCCUUUGGACUCCAAAAGCACGAGGGCUAUGCUGAUGGAUACACGAGAAGCUCUGCGCGGUGCUGAAUGACUGCAGCGUAACCGAUCUGGUUGCACAUCCAUAAUGCAGCACCUGUUUGUGGCAGGAACACACAGUGCCUGCAGCUGUGGUCACGAAAUCGGCCUGACACACACGGCCGACACAAACAGGCUCCUGACCUGAACAAACACCCCACAGGUCUGUGCUGGACCUUUUCUAAAACCAUCCCCAAUAAUCAAAUGCUCUGAGAUCUGCUCUGCCAUCUGUCUGUAUUCAGCUUUAUCUCCAACUGUUUGUCUUCCUACUCAUCACUGAGCAUUUGCAUGAGAUAAUAAUGAAGGUUAUUAGCAGCCUCUGUGCUGUUAAAGUGAGAUCCCAGAAAAUAAAACUAAACUGGUGACAUUUUCUGGUAACAGAAAAGUUUCAAAUGUUAAAUUAUAUUUAAAUGGCACAUAAAUACAAUAUGUUAAAGAAGUCAUGUUUUUAGGAGUAGUAAUGGCUGAUAAGUUAUCUUGGAAAUCUCAUAUAAAUUACAUAAAACAUAAAGUUUCUAGAUCAGCUGGUAUUCUGUUUAAAAUCAUGUAUGUACUAAACAAGAAGAGUUUGUAUUUUUUUUACUGUUCAUUAGUUGUUCCGUAUCUUUCAUAUUGUGCAGAGAUUUGGAGAAAUGCAGGAAAAUCUAUCAUUGAAUCUUUGGUUUAAUUACAAAAAAGCUGUUAGGCUAGUUACCAGAGCAGGAUAUUGUCAACCAACUGAUUCUUUAUUUUGCUUGACUAAAAGCUUAAGAUUAAAGAAAAUUGUUUAUGUUAAAGUAUUGGAAAUUCUUUAUAGAGUAAAAA
Messenger RNA from Oryzias melastigma (Indian medaka), 2603 nucleotides. RefSeq lists its product as uncharacterized. Bases 1367 to 1720 code for a protein of 117 amino acids. The transcript is spliced from 3 exons. NCBI's taxonomy places the organism in Eukaryota, Metazoa, Chordata, Actinopteri, Beloniformes, Adrianichthyidae. The record is from RefSeq and is a predicted model, not a curated record.